UCAUCAUGCAGGAUCGAAGUAGAUCAUCUCCCCCAACAUCUGGAUCCGAUUCAAGGUCCAGGCUAUCCCGUAAAUACACGAUCCGAAGUCAGUUCGGUAGCUCCCGACAGCGGGGAAGUCGCAAGAGUCGACCUUGUGACAUUUGCAAGAAACGGAAAACAGCAUGCGUUAUUCCUGUAGAGCCACCAUGUCUCUUUUGCAGGAGUCGCGGAUUGAUCUGUGAAUCGAAUGGAACCCAAUUCAGUUCAUCUGAGACCAAUUACACCGAAAGCGCAGCGGUUGAUCAUCCAUUUGAUGUUCCAACUGAAACCCACAUACCGGAUGAGCUGCAGCACCCCCCUGCUCACUUCAAUCCUGGGGUAGUUGUGUCUCCUCAUGCUGGAACCGAGCCAAACCCUUCUCCACAUUCUGAUGCUGUGUCCUUGGCAAUAGAGGCACCGCUACAGACCCCUUCACACCAAAUCCUGCCUUCAAGCACAGUGAUCGAGCCUCGUUCAAAUUCCCUUACUGGUAUUACUUCCCUGGAAGAUGUGGGCUACAGAACAUCACAUUGCAUGGGCCCAGCUGCGGAGCAGGAUUCUCAUCUAUUAGACGCUUUCAGGUCGAUGAUCUAUAGCGACAGAGAUGAGGUGGAUGCAAACAUUCUCACAGUCUCUGGAGGCACCUCUCAUCCAGAUGAACCCCCUGUACAUUUUCUACUUCUAGAGAAUGAGUUCCCUGAGCAUACAAACCGGGCCAUGCAGUCGGCCUCAGAUGACAUCGAAAUGAUAGUUCAUCCUUACGGGCCGAAACUUGUAAGACUUUAUUUCAGAUUGGUACAUCCAGCAUACCCGAUCUUGUCUAAAACUCGCUUUCUUCGUCAAUACUCUGAGCGCAAAGAAGGGUUGCCGGCUUCGCUGCGUGGAGCUGUCUAUGCCUUGGGAAGCAUCUUUUGGGACAAGGACGCAUCCUUGCCUUUGCCAUGCCCCUUCACUCAGCAUGAUCUGAUGGAUCGUGCUCAUACAUCACUACGCCGAGAACUCGAGGCACCUAACAUAUCCAAGCUCCAGUCUUGUCUUCUACUGCUUCACCCACGACCUCCAGAUAUAGACAGUGUAGAGACGCCGCACACAUGGAUAUGGGCAGCACAAGCAACAGCAUGUGCUCAGAUGGUAGGACUUCACCGAGACCCGAAGAAAUGGGAGAUUGCCCCAUGGGAAAAACACUUGCGCAAGAAGCUAUGGUGGGCAACUUAUAUGACCGACUGCUGGUCCUCUGUCUGCCAUGGAAAUCCACCCCACAUCCAUCCAAGCUCAUUUGAUACUGAGAUGCUCCAUAUUGAUGACUUACGUUUUGAUGAAGAUGUUCCUCAAGAUUUGGCUCAUUUGGUUGACCCAAAAAGCACCACUUUUAGAAUCAACGACGCUGUCAGGUUCCUUGAAACUGUAAAGGUUAGUAUAUACUUGCGCAAAAUACUUGACUGUUCCUUUCAGAUCAAUGCUACACACCGAACGACCGACGAAGUCCAAAAGACUCGAGAUCAACUUGUCGCAUUGCGGCAGGGUAGCGAAGAGUGGAGAGCUCUAAUACCCCACUGUCUCGGCGUGGAACAGAGUGGGACUCUGGGGAUCCAUUGGAAUGCCCCACUUCAUCUGUCAUUCUAUGCGGCGCAAGUGCUACUGUUUCGGGGCCUCAUGUAUCCAGCGACACGACAGGCAAAGAAUAACCCUGCGUCAAGUUUGCGAUCUUGGUUUACUUGCGCGCUCACCGAAUUUCAAUCAUUCACAAAUUUUAUGGGAGGUCUUACAGAAUGGGAUUUAGAGUCAUUUUGGGUUCGCCAUGCUAGGAGUCAACUCAUCCUAUGCGGAAAUUUUCUCAUCUACCUAUUCCUAUUGGCAUCGGAGCCAGAUCACGUCCAAGCAGCUUUCCGACUUCUAGAGCAAUUCCAUCACACGCUCCAGAGGCUCGGCACCACGGGAAACAUCGAUGGCAGAUUACUCUUCCGGCCAGUUAUGCUGCGAAUUGAUUCCUUUUUCGCUCAAGCUCCCGAUUUGCUUAAGCGAGGCGGAACAGGGACAAUCAAUUCGCCUCCAACGACAAGAUGAUCGAUUAUCAAAGAGCAUUAUCGCAUUCUAUAAGCCAUUACAUUGCUACAAUCUGAACUACUGAGAAAUUCGAUUGUAAACUAUAUGCUACACAGCCGACGAGCCGAGGACUCAGCUCUGAACAGCGAUAAUCGGCGUACUCUUCGCCGACGGUUCACCGAAACAGAUCGGUAUACCAGAAGCUCGCGAGUGGCACGUGCAUUCAC
Messenger RNA from Aaosphaeria arxii CBS 175.79, 2290 nucleotides. RefSeq lists its product as uncharacterized. Gene Ontology annotation, cellular component: nucleus. The record is from RefSeq and is a predicted model, not a curated record. Gene Ontology annotation, biological process: DNA-templated transcription. Bases 6 to 2084 code for a protein of 692 amino acids. Gene Ontology annotation, molecular function: zinc ion binding; DNA-binding transcription factor activity, RNA polymerase II-specific; DNA binding. Lineage: Eukaryota; Fungi; Ascomycota; Dothideomycetes; Pleosporales. The transcript has 5 exons.